AGCGGUCCAGGUGAAAUUGGCAACCUUUCUAGGGGGACAAUCCCGUGAGCAACUGGCACAAGAGUCUGGGUUUCAAUUUGUCUAGGGAUUGGCUGGCAGUUCAACUUGAAACCCCCUACUUAAUAUAUUCGGCUAAUUCCGUUACAACUGCUUGAGACUCGUGGGUCAGCCGAGAUCGAAAUCCUCGCUCUUAUGGAAGUCUAUCAUCAUGGAUCCUCUCCCAAAACUUCGUUCUGCGUUUCUCAGUGGUUGCCUUCAUCGUCAUGCCCUUUCAUCCUAGGCCAUCUCGUCACACGCACCCUCAACGGCAUCAAUGGCACUUGAAGCACAAACAUGUUCGGAGAAGAUCACACCAUGAGUCGACUCAUUUGCAGCAUCCCCUCCAGCGUCAGCUCGUGGUUGCGGUGGAUGCGCAGACAUCACUGGUCACUGUGGAAGGAGAUCCUCCUGUUCCUCCCCAGAAUUAUCGCGUUAACUCUUCCGUCAUCGACAACACGCCUCAGCGUCCGGGUUCAGUUGUUUCGAGUGGUCAGACGGCGGCUAAAGAUGGUUUUGAUGGUUCAGAGUCCACACCCAUACCAAUCGUUGAGGUCGACCCAACGUCAACUCUUGAGCCCUCUAUUGCCCCGUCUUUGUACCCUUUGUCAUUGCUGGCACCUUCAUCUCCUUUGACACAGGAACCACAAUCUUUCACGCAUCAUCAACAGCCCUUUGACGCAAUUCCUGGCCUGAAACCAACGCCUUCAUCAAUGGGCCAGUCCCCUUCCCUGGCGACCCAUGAACCGGCGCCGGUGUCGCAAACCGAUUUUAAUUUUUCCCCUCAGACUUACGCACUUGGCCCUGGUUCUUCUGUCACCCAUUCCAACCUUGCACCGACACCAGCAACGACUUUCAUCAUUUCGUCUGCGCUCCCAUUAUCAUCUUCGUCGUCUGCUACAUUCUUCACCACUGCCACCACCAGUGCGCCCCCUACGUUGGCGUCACGUCCUAGCGGCAACAGCAGCCUAAAAGCUGGCGUUGUGGUCGCUGCUGCACUCGGUGGCUGUCUUGCGACAAUCCUCUUGCUUUUCGGGGUCAUGUGGCUAGUUCGUAUGAGAUCGCGGAACGAGGAUAGCCUAGAAUAUCUUUCGAGCAUCCGGGGGGAUUCAUCUAAUGAAAUGGAGAGAGUACCGGAUAUCGAAGAGCUACCGAACGAGGAGCUCUCCAUGGAGGACGCCGAACGAGUCUUACGUGUAACGAAUCCUGGGGACGACGACCUGUCGCUCAAUUCAGAGGCAGGGGUUCUUUCCUUGAGCGGGGGUCAUGUGCCGAUGGAUGGUCUUGGUCUUACACUCCCUCCCGAUGCUGUGUACGGGACGCCGAGGGUAGCAGCUCCUCGUUUCAUGUCAGUCAUGAGAGAUGGGGGUUUGCCUAUUCCCCCGCCCCCUGCAUUGAGUCUGGAACAAGGGGAAAAGAGGUCGCUGCACGAUAUCGAAGCGAAUGCAGGAAGCAGGCUGUCACGGCUCCAAUCUGCCGCUAGCUCCCACAAGUCUAAUAGAUGUGGUACUGACGCUAACUUAUCUCGUGCUGUUUCGUCUGUCUACUCCAUAGCUUCGGAGGGUUAUGGUUACGCUCUUCGUCCGUCGACGCCCCAAGCGGAAGGUUGGGCCGCUUCACUCCGUAGCAACCUUUACGCUGCCAUCCAGCGAAUGGCAAGCACCACGAAGAGGAAUGAUGGCUACAAAUUGAGAGAGGAAGAGAUCCCCGAGCCCUGGACGAAGCAGCCCGCAAGACCUACGAGCCAGCGGACACUACGGCUUGGCACGGUGUCUCGGGAUGGAAGUGUAAGAAGCACCAUCUCGUUAAGGCACGGGUCAGGUGUCACGCCGAUAUUGGAUAUGGAUUCGGGUAGUCAGACGUAUCUUGGGCGAGGCGACUUGCAAUUGACUGCUGGUGCCAUGUCUGUUUCGUUCUAUUCACCCUACGACCCUUCUGUCUUGUCCCUCCCAGCUGAGCCUGACGAUGAUCUUCCUGAAGUUGAAUUGCCAUCCGAACCCCGUAGCGCAACAGGUUAUAUAAGCAAUCGAGUGUCCUCAUGUACAACUGGGAGUGGCAGGCCAUACACGAAUCCCGACUCCAAUCCCGCUGCCACCACUCCAGACCCCAGCAGCGCGAAGAUAACUUCACAAGACGCCCCGCCCGCACUGGUUGAUGGAGCGUCACCAAUUAAUUCACGAUCGUCGAAACCAAUAAAGACGGAAUCAGAAGCAUCCCGACGAUCACCCAGGCCAUUCUUGAGGCAAAGGCAGUCCGGAAUGAGCACCUCUUCGCAGUCAUUCGAUGAACUUAAGUGAUUGGAGCAUUUUAAGCAUCAUUUUGAUCAUUCGAUCUUGAUCUAUCUUUGGGUUCUGCAAUACCUGGAGCAUUGUAUCCUCCCCUGC
Cantharellus anzutake is the source of this 2420-nucleotide messenger RNA. RefSeq lists its product as uncharacterized. The transcript has 2 exons. The coding region runs from base 264 to 2333 and encodes 689 amino acids. NCBI's taxonomy places the organism in Eukaryota, Fungi, Basidiomycota, Agaricomycetes, Cantharellales, Hydnaceae. The record is from RefSeq and is a predicted model, not a curated record.